AUGUCGUUUCAAGGGGCUGGCAUCCCAUCGGAGCCGCAGCGUCGACAGAAUUCUAGCUGCGAUCCUUGUAGGCGCUCCAAACGCCGCUGCUUUUUCUCCUCUCAUGCAUUCACCGACGCAAAUGCCUCCUGCGCGCAUUGCACACGACUCGGGCAUACAUGUACAUUUAAUUUCGCCUCAUCCCGGUUGAACUCUCGACCAAAAAAACGACAACGCCAACUUGAAAAUAACUUGAAUUCAAGGCCGAACCAAAUUCCAACUUUUAACGACCAAACACCAUUCGACGACCCGGUGGAUACGCCUCGAAGAUCCCUGAACAGUACAUCUGAAUUCACUUCUACGGACACCCAUGAUGAUUUCGUUGCGUGGCUCAAUUUUGACAUCGACGAUUACUUGGCGAGUGAUUUACACUCCACCACUACACCCGAGCCAGCGUUGUCAGGCCCACAAAUCUCAUCUGACUCGCAAAAUGAUAGGAUGCUUUCUGUUUUGCCGACUGAAUCGCAGGCAGUACAGCGUCUCCCAUACGGGAGAGAAUUUGUACCGGGAAGCUCGCCCCGCAGUCCCAUUCAUUUAUUAAAUUCAAGAUUAGACGCCAGCAUCCUCGACGAGCGACUUAUAAGCAUAUACGAAGCGAUUCUAACUGGGUCUGCGAAACGCUUCCUAGAUUGCGACACUAAUCUAUAUGCAACGGGAAUUCGUUACGAGAUAGAGAACAGCAGGCAUGAAAGCUCGAAUGAGCCAACACCAGUCACGAAUCCAUCCCCCUCGGAUAAAGAUGAAUCUAACUCUCCUUCGCACUCCUUUAAUACAUCAGGGCAAUUGCAGGCUCGGAUGAAACCAGGUUUCUCUGGGGGUCAGACGCGCAGAGAAGGCAAUGGCAUGACGAUUGUGGGAUGUGCAAGGUUCCUGGACCACUUUGGGGAUCUUUAUGGAAAUAGACUGAGCCAAGCUUCGAAACGAAGGUCCGACACGGCCCUCAGGGCUGCACUGCGAUUGUUUGCUCUGCAAUGGCUACCUAUCACUGGGUCUGAAGUCGACCGUUGGGCUUCUCCAAGUGACGCCACCGUUGCCAGACUUCACGAGAAAAAGCCACCACGGAGCUCUCCAUGUGAGUUCUAUACUGAUGCAUGGAACCAAGCCCGGAUGGCCAUCGAUGAGGCAAGAUCUGUUCGGUCUUUUCGAGCUGUUUUUGCAGCCUUUAUCUUCGACGGAACCGCCAUUCCCAUCAGCGCUCGCAAUGAUUCGAGGGAGACAAGUAUAGAGCAUGAAAUUCUCGUUAUUGGUCUGCAGAAGCUACAUGAACUAGAUAAGCUUGUUCAGGAUUACUGCACUGCCCUAGGACCAUUCUCUCAAUACGGCGCUCUUGCAGAAGCCAGCCUCACUCUAGUGCGUUGGAGUGGGUAUAUUCGUGACACCGGAGCUGCUUUGAUGUCAAAUCACCAGUGCCGACUUCCAGAUCCUCUUCACGAUAUGAAUACAUUUAAUCGUGACAACUCAGCCCCAUCAACAUUUUUCUCGGAGAGUCCGGGAGAAUACGACCGCAAAAUCCCAGAAAUAUGUCGAAUGAUGGCAUCGGAGGCUUUCUUUAUUUGGAGGCGGAUUGCGGAUUUGAAGAAUGACCUCCAGCGUUCCUAUAAGAACCCCCAGGGUCUUGGCUCCGAAAUUCUCGAUUCGGUCAAUUAUGUGGUAAAUCUGAUUGGAGCUUUCAAUGAGAAGGUUCGACCUUUCAUCGAGCGCUGCAGAGCAAAUUUCUAUGAUCUUUCUAUGCCAUCAAGGGUAUCCUGCGUCUCCCUUGUUGUGCCAUGGGAUAUGGGGGUCCUUGUCCUUGCAGACUCUUUGGGUCCUCAUAUUAAUUCCAUGUUAAAUGACUGUGCGCAAGACUUCGGUCAACCUAUACGACAAUAUCAGCGCGAAGCGGCUUUUUCCGUCGCACAGACAGCUAGACGGGUGCUUGAUUUGCCCAUUGAGGAGGCGUUCAAUCUGCAAAAUGGACUUGCGUCUGAAGCUCCAAUCACCGCCUAUCAUGUGACCCCAAGGAUCAUGACAACGAGUAUCGAGAAAGCCGUGGUAUACUUUGCCCGACUUCAAGUUUCCAGGGGGACUGGAAUUUGGGAUUUUGAUAAUGACGCCAAUUGUCUCCCAGGUGAUCUAUGGCAUGAUCAAAUUGAUUGUCUCAUGAAGGGCCUUCUAUCUCUCGAGGUAACCGUUGGAGGAUCUCAAGAAGCUGGGCAGGUUUUGAAGUCCUUAUUGUAUAAGUAUGGGGAUAUCAUAUCGGAAUGCUGGUCUAAUGAUUUUGACACAUAG
Messenger RNA from Penicillium cosmopolitanum, 2307 nucleotides. RefSeq names its product Zn(II)2Cys6 transcription factor domain-containing protein. Gene Ontology annotation, molecular function: DNA-binding transcription factor activity, RNA polymerase II-specific; zinc ion binding. The record is from RefSeq and is a predicted model, not a curated record. The transcript is spliced from 3 exons. Gene Ontology annotation, biological process: regulation of DNA-templated transcription. Bases 1 to 2307 code for a protein of 768 amino acids. Lineage: Eukaryota; Fungi; Ascomycota; Eurotiomycetes; Eurotiales; Aspergillaceae.